Molecule: messenger RNA, 768 nt
Organism: Candida dubliniensis CD36
Lineage: Eukaryota; Fungi; Ascomycota; Pichiomycetes; Serinales; Debaryomycetaceae
Exons: 1
Coding region: 1-768 (255 amino acids)
Source: RefSeq, a predicted model, not a curated record
AUGGAUGUAAUUCAAUUUUUAAAUCCAUUCUCAACUCCAACUCCAACUACAUCUACAACUACAUCUACAACUACAAUUAAAAAAAAUCAUUUAAUACCAAGAGAUAAUUCAUUAAUUAGAUUUGAUGCCAGAUGGAAAAAAUCUCGAAUAAAAUUUAAAAAAAAAUUGAAAACAAAAUUAAUAUCAAAAUUAACCAACAAAAACAAAAACACCAACACCACAACAACAACAAAUAAUGAUUCAUCAUCAACUUCUUCAUCUUCUGAUGAUGAAGAUGAUGAAGAGAAAGAAAACAAAAAUGGUAAUGGAGAUGGUAAAAGUAAUUCCAAAUCAAAUGAUAAAAAUCAAAAACUAAAACAUAAACAUAAACAUAAACAUAAAAAACAUAAACAAAAUCAUAAAAAGAAUUCAAUAUUUAAUCGAUUAAAAAAUUUUAUUAAAUAUUUAACUAUAAUUAUAAUCAUUAUGAUAUUAUUAAUUUAUUUAUAUUUAAUAUCAUUAGAAUUAAUUGGAGUAUUUGAAUCAAUAAUGAAUGUAACUUAUACUAGUAAUAUUGGUGUUAAAAAGUUAAUUCAUAAUAAUAAUAAUAAUAAUAAUAAUAAUAAUAAUAAUAAUAAUUUAUAUUCUAAAUUUCAUCAAUUUACUCAAUCUAAUAUAGAUAAUUUACCCAUAAUUAGUACCAGUAGUAGAAGUAGUAGUAGUAGUAGUAUCAGUAAUGGUGGCGAUGAUAAGAUUAAUGAUCAUAAAGUUAUGAUUUAUCUUAGUUAG